AUGCGCGUAAGCGUUUUAUUAACAGCUUUAUGCUGCUCAAUAUCCACAGCACAGAAAAGGCGGUCGAAGAAGGGUCUACUGUCAGGUAAAGAAUACAGACGGGGCAAAAAGUACCUCCCGGAAAAGACAAUCUCCACGAGCUCAAUGAGCAUCCGACGACCUCAAAAUCCAGAAAGCAACAAAAUUAUUGCAAUGGACAAAGAAGACAGCGGCGAGUGUUCCAUCGAGGCGUCUAAGCGCGUCGAGUGCGGCUGGCCCGGAAUCGAGAAAUGGAUUUGCGAAGCGCGAGGCUGCUGCUUUGACAGUUCUGGGGCGAAAGGCGACAUUUGGUGCUUCGCCAAAGAGACUAGCGACUCGAGCCAAUGUGGAAGAGCGGAUUUCCGAUGCGUAAAAGACGGCAAGUGCGUGAAACGGGACGCAGUCUGUGACGGAUACUACGACUGCCUCGAUGGAUCAGACGAGCUUCAGUGCGGCUGGGCCGCUUGGACUGGCUGGACCAGAUGUUCGCGAACAUGCGGUAAUGGAUUGCGAUUGCGCGAGCGUGCUUGUCGAGGACACCAAAAACUCUGCAGCGGGCGCAAUCGAGAGCAAGAAGAGUGCUUUGCUGGCGCGUGCGUGGAUACUGUUGCUGGCGAACGAGAUGCCGACGUCUUGAAUGCACAAAUCAAGGCGCUUCAGGCUGAAAUCGGAGCUCUCGAGUCCCACGUCAAAGAAACCGAGAUGAAAAACGAAGAGCUGCGAAUCGAAAUGGAGCUUUUCGAGGAAAUGAACGAUUCAAGCGUCUGCGACCAGCUCAAUAAUCUGAGAAAGCAGCUGGACAAUAUUCUCGAACGAAGACUGAAAAAAUACCGUGGAAAUUCCGGAAUUCAAAUCAAACUAAAAUCGACAUCGACCGCUGAGUCACAAGAAACAGACGCUGAAAGCACCUUUAUCGAAAAGACGACAAGCUGGAAACCCCAUCCUACCCGAGCACCCAAGGGAAGCAUCGAAGAAGUCCAGUGGAAAGACAAAGCGCAAAACAACACUUCUUUUGCCCGCGUGGCCGUUACGCGAACCCAAAAACGACAGCGAACACAGCGAAAACAAGCCAAGGGUCCAAUUUUGAUCGAGAGUCCAAAUGAAGUUCGCACGUUUUUAAUGGACUUGGAUGUGACGAUAAAGAGUAACCAGAUUUCGGACCCAAUCCGUUAUCUUCGCGAUGAAACUUAUGAGCGCUUGAGACUUCGGCUCGGCGAGAACACUCGGAUCAUGGGCCCAGAUGUUAACAGGCUGCGUGAAAACUUGUUUGAGCUCCAGUUCCUUGUCUACACCACUGAGCCAAAGUUUGACCAACUCGAGCUGCGCAAGGUAACAAGGGAAAUCUUUCAACAGAUGGAGUGGGUCAACUGGCGAGAGAAUACCAUUCAAAUUCUUGCCUCAAUCAAGGAAGAAGAUAAAAAUCAAACGAAAAUUAAACUCAAUAAAGAAGAAACAGACGAUCAAACGAUUCUUUUGGAAGCGGAGCUUUUGACACCACCAGAUGUGAUUUUGAAACAAGCUGUCGCAGAAGAGUUUACAGAAUGGGAACAGUGGUCGAAAUGCUCCUGCAGCGAAAAGCGUCCAAUGAAAUCAAGAUCGCGAGAAUGCCUUACAGAUCCUUGCUCUGAAUUCCUUUUGAGUGAAAGCUCUUACGAUUGCGUCGAAGAAUGCCAAGAACUUCUCAAUAGAAUCAGUCUCGAUGGCCAUAAUGAACGUAGAAGAAGACACGUUGACACCCCAGACCUUGUCUAUGAUCCUUCGCUUUGUGCUGAUGCUCAAAGACACGCAAACCUUUUGGCGAGCACUGAAACAUUCGAGCACGACCAAACGCUCGGUCAAAAGGGACUCGGCGAGAAUUUGUACCAAGUGACUCCCAUCCGCCGCAGCGAGAAUGGUGUCUGGUAUACCGUUCCGAGCAAAGCUGAUGAGCAUUAUGAAAAUGCCGUGAAGAACUGGUACAACGAAAGAACGCGAUACUUUUAUCAAAUGGCCAUGUUCACGCCAAUGACUGGCCACUUCACUCAAAUUGUUUGGAAGAGUACGACGGCGGUUUGCAUGGCGCAUGCAUAUUCUGAUGAAGAUAACCUCUACAUUGUCGCGAGAUACUCCGAGGGAGGAAACACUGUUGGAGAGUUCAGGGAAAACGUCCUUCCGCUGAAAAGCAAUGAAGCAUAUGCGCAAGACGAGUGUGAGAGAAUUCCUGCAUCAGUGCUGGCACCGCACCUUCCUGCUCACUGGUCUUGCGAAGAAUUUAUUCAGUGCGACGAACAACGAGUUCCUUUUAUCAAGACAUGUGCUCCGGGAACAGCCUGGAGAGCCUAUUACGAAAACUACGACUACAACCACGUCUACUACAACCAUAACUACGACUUCGACAACUACUUCAACUACGACUACUACGACUUCAACGACUACAACGGAUACAACGACUACGACAACAACGUCGACUACAACAACUACAACUACGACUACAACGGCUACGACCACUACGACUACGACUACUACGACAACAACUACAAAACUCCAUGGUUCUGGAACAUGAACCCUUUCAAGUCAACAACUCAAAGACCAACCAUCACUACAGCAAGCACUGAACCUCCCACAACAAUUACAACAACUCAAGGAUCCUUAGGAUGGCUAUGGAAUAUGAAUCCUUUCAGACCAACAACUCAAAGAACAACCACAACAACAAGAGCCUAUCCUACUCCGUGCACUUGCAGUAGUAACGGUCGAAAUCUUAGAGAAAAUGAAUCUGCCAUUUUCGAGAUGAGCGCAAACUGCCGUCAAACACGCACCUGUGGCUCUGGAUGUAUUCUUCGAACUUCAACGCCAAUCUGCAACGUGCAGCCCUCGCCUAGCAACUCCUACAUUAACAGAGUAAAUAGCAACUGCCAAUGCGGCUGGAAGGGGCAACAGUUCUCCGGCCUUAUCCCCAGCGACAAAGUCUGCUACUGGCUUCGUUGCACUUCCUACUUAGGCUACUGCCAGGCUCAAACGGUCGUCUCAUGCGUUCAUCCAGAUACUAAGAAGAUUGGUCCCUACUGGCCGGAUAAGAAUCGUCCGGCACCCACUGAGCAUCCUAGUUGGAGCGCUUGGGAAGUCGCCUUUGUUAACGGGGAACCAAUGAGACAGAGAGAAGAGGUCGGCCAAGCUGUUCAAGCUGUCAAUCCAUACAAACAGAAGAUUCAAAAAGAAGACUGUUCAGUCUGGCGAGGAUGUCUCCCACGACCAGAAUGCAUGAGCAACUAUGUCCGAUGCAUCGGCACAAACUAA
This is a messenger RNA of Oikopleura dioica, 3291 nucleotides long. Lineage: Eukaryota; Metazoa; Chordata; Appendicularia; Copelata; Oikopleuridae. The record is from the annotation of a GenBank genome assembly.